CACAAAUACAACCGCGUGUCCAUCUUUGCUCGCUGCCUUCAUUUCGCUUCAUCCCAUUCGCUGAGCCAUGUCCGAAUCCCCCAUCCAACUGCCUGCAUCUGCGCAGGACCUUGUCGAGAUCACCUCGCACGUGCAGCAUAUCCUGCGCGCGAGCGGAGACGACCUCGUUGCAGUCCCUGCUGCCGAGCGCACUAUUGCUACGACUCUGCUGAGGCUCCAGGAGGCUCAAAGCAAGGCUGCUGCUGUGCAGACCCAAUGCACCUUUCCUGCAAUGGUCCAUCUCAAUAAGGAAGUCCGCGAUGCUGCAACAGAGGCCAAGAAGACGCUGCAGAAAGCGUGGUCCGCUCUCUAUUCUAGAAGGGACGUAUACGCGAUCUUGCAGCAGUUGCGGCAGGAACCCGCUGUAGAAAAUGCCGACGCCGAAACACAACGCCUGCUCAACCAUACCCUCCGUCUUUUCGAACGCCAUGGCGCUGCACUCUCAGUGGAAGAUCAGCAAAAGUUGAUGCAGAUCCGCGCUGAGAUCAGCGGCCUGGAACUCGAUUUUCAAAAGGCCCUCAACGAGGACACGACCGACAUCUUGCUCACAGCUGAAGAACUCGAGGGUUGCACCAGUUCCUGGCUCUCGGGGCUGACCAAGGCUGAGGAGGACGGAAAGCAGUAUCUCAGGGUUACGAUGAAGACACCUGAUAUCCUAAACGUGGGUAGGAACGCCGCCUUGCCAGAGACACGUAAGCGAGUCGCGGUGACCUAUCGCAAAGUCUGCACAUCAACCAAUGGACCCAUUUUGGAUAGAUUGAUCCGGCUGCGACAUGAGGCGGCGACGCUGUUGGGAUACAAGAGCCAUGCGGCCUAUCAGCUGGAUAUUAACAUGGCCAAGACUGUGAAGGACGUGGAUGAGUUUCUGGAUACGAUUACGGGUUCGAUCUCAGGCAAGCUGAAGAGCGACAAGGAUACGCUACUGGAGCUGAAACGCGCAGAGUAUGAGAGGCGUGGAUGGAACAGCGACUUUGAUGGCCAGCUGUACUCGUGGGAUGUCAGGUAUUACCAGGAAAUCUUGCUCAACGAGCGAUAUGCAGUUGACAACUCGCUGAUCCAAGAGUACUUUGAACUCGAAUAUGUCAGGGAUCAAAUUAUGAGCGUCUAUUCCCAAAUUUUCCAGCUGAGAUUCGAGCAGAUCCCUGGCAAGUACUGGGCAGAUGAUGUGACCUUGUUUGCGGUUUACGACCAAAAGGCCCAGAACGAGGCCGGUGAAACAGGCAGCAAGGAUCCAUCUAGGUUCAAGCUCGGAUAUUUUUACCUUGAUCUGUUUCCAAGACCAGGAAAAUACGCGCAUCAGUGUGUGGUUCCACUGCGCCCAAGCUAUCUCGAUACCAAGACCGGAGAGCGUGUGCUCCCAGUUGCUGUGAAUGUAGGCAAUCUCUCACGUCCGACCGCAGAUCGUCCAGCUUUGCUGAAGCACAGCGAGGCCAACACGUUCUUCCACGAGUUUGGGCAUGUGUGCCAUGCAAUGUCCAGCAGGGCCCGCUAUUCGUUGUUUAACUUUUCAUGGUCCGUAGUGCCCUAUCCUACAUCUUUGGCCAUGGACUUUUUGGAAGUUCCUAGUAUCAUGCUCGAGAACUGGCUCUGGGAGCCCACUGUGCUAAAGCGACUCGGCAGACAUUACAAAACCAACGAGAAGCUACCUGACGACCUGAUCGCGUCUCUUGUCAAGACACGCAAGGUCCUCAAGGGCCUUCUCUUCUCUCAGCAGAUAGCCGUUACAGCGAUCGACAUGAGGCUUCAUAGUAUCGAUCCCAGCCAACGCAAGCAAUCGAUCCCUGAGCUCUGGAAAGAGAUGAGCGAGCGCAUUGUCGGCGUCAAACUAGAGGACGAACCCGAGACCAACCCCGCAUGUCAGCUGUACCACAUUGCGAUGGGAUACGAUGCCGGGUAUUAUGUCUAUGCGUGGUCGGAGAUGCAUGCCCAUGAUCUGUACACGCGCUUCUUGGAUAAUUCAGCAACGGAUUCACAGGAGAGGACGACUCGGGCGCUGGAUAGCGCAUUGGGACGAGAGUACUGGGAGAAGGUGUUGGUUCCCAAUGCGACAGUUGAGCCCAUUGACCUAUUGAAGAGCUUUCUGGGUCGUGAACCCAACCCGCAGGCCUUCCUGCGUUAUCUCACAGAGGCGUGAGGAUAAAUAAAUAAAUAAAUGAAAAUAUGUAGUACGAUAUCGUAAUAAACCCUCAAUUGCAGC
Gamsiella multidivaricata is the source of this 2236-nucleotide messenger RNA. RefSeq lists its product as uncharacterized. The transcript has 9 exons. Bases 68 to 2173 code for a protein of 701 amino acids. Gene Ontology annotation, molecular function: metalloendopeptidase activity. The record is from RefSeq and is a predicted model, not a curated record. Gene Ontology annotation, biological process: proteolysis; peptide metabolic process. NCBI's taxonomy places the organism in Eukaryota, Fungi, Mortierellomycota, Mortierellomycetes, Mortierellales, Mortierellaceae.